Molecule: messenger RNA, 981 nt
Organism: Daldinia vernicosa
Lineage: Eukaryota; Fungi; Ascomycota; Sordariomycetes; Xylariales; Hypoxylaceae
Product: PEBP-like protein
Exons: 4
Coding region: 128-844 (238 amino acids)
Biological process (GO): regulation of Ras protein signal transduction; regulation of proteolysis
Molecular function (GO): phospholipid binding; peptidase inhibitor activity
Source: RefSeq, a predicted model, not a curated record
AUAAUGCGGGGGCGGAGCAACAUCAUUUUCAAUAUUAAAAGCCUUGGAGGAUAUCUUCGAAACCCGGAACUCUAAUAAGUUUAUUACCAAUGAAAUAAAUAAAAACCAAAGACUGAAACCUGAGAACAUGUUGAUCUAUUUACCCACAUGCAUACUCCUUUUCUUAUUAGAAGCUUUACCUGUGACCGGUAAACACCAACCUAUCGAGCAGAUCAUCAUUGCUCCAUCUGAGCAGCAUCGGCUAGAUUCAGACGUAUACGAGGUCCAGCAUGAGUUGAAAAAGGCAGAAAUCUUUCCAACAGUCGUUGACAAAUUCCUCCCCUCCUUUCUCCUCGACGCGGAAUGGCCGUCAGGAGAGCGUACGGAGCUAGGGAAUACCGUGAAGGUGGACGACGUUCAAGACGAACCCACCAUCACAGUACGUCAGAGCCACUCUUCAUUGUUGUCGGCUGAGCAGCGUUCCAGCGUGACCUACACAAUCAUCAUUACUGAUCCGGACGCUCCAUCUCGCGAUAACCCGGAGUGGUCCGAAUUCUGCCACUUCAUCGCCACGGGGGUGGAUAUCUCAUCAUCGGAGCCCGCUGCUCUCCGUUUAUCUAGCUUAAAGGACAUUAUACCGUACAAGCCGCCUGGCCCGCCACCCAAGACUGGAAAGCAUAGAUACGUGUUCCUGCUAUUAGCUCCCGCGAACGGUACUACGGACCCGCUUCACCUGACCAAGCCGGAGGACAGAAAGCAUUGGGGCACGGGUAAAGCAAGACAUGGCGUGAGGGAUUGGGCAAAGGAGAAUGGCCUUAAACCUGUCGCCGCGAAUUUUAUCUAUGCUCAGAAUGAGGCACAAUAAUGACCUCCAUACCCUCCGUACUCUCCAUAAAUACCUAUGUUUUGAGUGGUAUUAAGCACUUAUGCUAUGAAUAUCGUUCAUGAGGCGUUUAUUAUGAGAGUAAAGUUUCAAUUAAGCGGGAAUAAUCGAGCGAGAAG